Messenger RNA from Fonsecaea multimorphosa CBS 102226, 801 nucleotides. RefSeq lists its product as uncharacterized. Gene Ontology annotation, molecular function: GTP binding; GTPase activity. NCBI's taxonomy places the organism in Eukaryota, Fungi, Ascomycota, Eurotiomycetes, Chaetothyriales, Herpotrichiellaceae. The coding region runs from base 1 to 801 and encodes 266 amino acids. Gene Ontology annotation, biological process: intracellular protein transport; protein localization to organelle; Golgi to plasma membrane protein transport. The transcript has 2 exons. Gene Ontology annotation, cellular component: Golgi apparatus. The record is from RefSeq and is a predicted model, not a curated record.
AUGUAUCACCUUGUCCGCUCUCUGUACCUCUACGCAACUAGCAAGCCAGAGUACUCCAUCAUCCUCCUAGGCCUCGACAAUGCCGGCAAAACAACCCUUCUCUCACAGAUAAAAGCGCUUUUCAACACCACCGCCGACCCGGUCGCCGGCCAGACGGGCGAUGCGCCUGCCUCGGACACCGCAGGCAACACCGUGCCCACAGUCGGUCAAAAUGUUGCAACCAUUGACCUGCCGGAGAUGUACUUGAAGAUCUGGGAUGUGGGUGGACAAAUGAGUCUAAGGAAGCUAUGGACGAGCUACUACAGAAGUGCGCAUGCGGUCGUGUUUGUGGUGGACAGCACUGACCUCGGGAAUGGAGAGAUUGACGAGGCCCCAAGGACGCCCGGGUGGCAUGGGCGCAAGAAGAGCUAUAUCGGGAAGGGUGGUGAUGAAGACGAGCCACAGACACCAUGGACUCCGAUGACGCCCAUGACACCAGGGUAUUUCUCGUCAGGGUUGGCUCAAGGUCGACUAGACGAAUGUCGCGCUGUUCUAGAAAGCGUGCUCGAAAACGACGACACUGCUGGGAUCCCGAUCUUGAUUCUGGCCAACAAACAGGAUAGAGAAGACUGCCUCGAGGUCGUCAGGAUCAAAGAAGGCUUCGUGAAGAAAGUGUUCGAAGGUGAGAAGGGAGGAAUGGUUCGAGAUAGCCGCGUCCUGCCAGUGAGCGCUCUGAAAGGGACAGGAGUCAAAGAGGCUGUCGAAUGGGUCAAAAGUCGGGUUGUGUGGAACAAAGAAAGCCGGCCACCGAUCAUGAGGUGA